UGAUUGUGAAGAUGAAUGAGAAUGGGAACGAGUGAUGUUGGGGACGCGCAUAAAUGCUUACUGUGAUAACAUGGCUAUGUGCAUAAGCUCAUCUCAAACCGCGACAGCCCAUUCUCGUUGAUCCGUGUUCACAACGUUCAACCACAAACGAAGCACCAUGCUUCGACAGUACGUCGGGCUGGCAUGUAAGACUAUUGGUAUCCCAAGACAUUACCGAGCACCUCCGAAUCUCUCAAGAUGCUUCUCUACCGAGAGCAACGGCCCCAGUGCACCCCUUGUAUAUCCUGAGCCACCCAGUGCGCACCACAGUAGCCUCGAAUCUUUUCUCGCCUAUGCCGAACGCUGGCAACUCGACAGAGCCUCCACCGUAUACGUGGGUACCCUCUAUGAGUACACCAUCGCCAAAUCGCUGGAGCGCUACGGCUUCCACCUGAGGCGCGUCGGCGGCGCGUCAGAUUACGGCAUCGACCUGCUGGGAGAGUGGAAGCCGCCCUCCACGUCCACCACUCUCCGUGUCCUCAUCCAGUGCAAGGGCGGCGCGCAGCGCGUUGGACCGAAUCUCAUCCGCGAACUGGAGGGGGCCUUUGUCGGUGCGCCUGCUGGAUGGCGCGGUCAGGGCGUGCUGGGGCUCAUGGUCGCGCAGAGGCCAGCGACGAAGGGCGUCCGGGACUCGCUCGGGAGGAGCAGAUGGCCUAUGGGCUAUCUUUUCUGCGAGGCGGAGGGCGAGGUGAAGCAAAUGAUUUGGAACCGGCGCGCAGAGGAGGAAGGCUUGGAGGGAUUCGGUGUCACGACGAGGCACGUCGAAUCCAAAGCGGAUCCAGAGCUGGCGCUGAUGAAGCAAGGCAAGCUUUUGCCUCUGGUCACGACAAAUGGAUAAGAAACAUGGCUGUGAUGCUACGCUACAUGAUGGCCUGCUCUUUUAGGACCUAAUAGGCUGCUGCCUGGUGCGAGCAUGCAAAGGGUCGAGUUGAUCUGUAAACCCCGUCAAUUGCAUGCGUGCAUGCGCGGCCAAAGGCCUCGACUGGCUCGCACGCUCACACCGCAGCUGGCCUGCAGACUGGAGGCUUUGCAAUGCAAUCAAUAAUGUGAACUAGCGGCAGGGGCCAAAAGCGACAUUCAAAUGCCGAUGAGUAUCAUUAAGGGACUUGAUAGGUGCCCGCUGACCAAUGGCUGACAUGAUGCUAUUGAAUGUUGGAGU
Emericellopsis atlantica is the source of this 1198-nucleotide messenger RNA. RefSeq lists its product as uncharacterized. Gene Ontology annotation, cellular component: mitochondrion. NCBI's taxonomy places the organism in Eukaryota, Fungi, Ascomycota, Sordariomycetes, Hypocreales, Bionectriaceae. The record is from RefSeq and is a predicted model, not a curated record. Bases 158 to 877 code for a protein of 239 amino acids. The transcript has a single exon.